This is a messenger RNA of Solanum lycopersicum (tomato), 1645 nucleotides long. RefSeq names its product exonuclease V, chloroplastic. NCBI's taxonomy places the organism in Eukaryota, Viridiplantae, Streptophyta, Magnoliopsida, Solanales, Solanaceae. The record is from RefSeq and is a predicted model, not a curated record. Gene Ontology annotation, molecular function: single-stranded DNA 5'-3' DNA exonuclease activity. Gene Ontology annotation, biological process: interstrand cross-link repair. Gene Ontology annotation, cellular component: nucleus.
GUCAAAAAAAAAAAAUUAAAAAAAAUUUAACUCCAUCAUCUCACGACCCUCCAUUUGUGCCGUUACCAACGGUCACAUGCCGCGACUCGCUGCCCACUCGCCGGAAAUGACUGAGCCACGAUCGCCGAUUGACACACCUCCUGAAGAAGUACAAACAUCGCAAAACUCUAACAACAUAGUUCCCGAAAUUCCAUUAGAAAUCAUCAGUGAAGAAGAAAUGGGGAUAAUAGAAGCUGCCUUUGCAGCCACGCGAUCUCUGGUUAAGUCACCGUUACGUGUUUCUUCAUCGCCGGCGCAUUUUCAGAACAACGUUAGGUCGAUACAGUCGAUUACUCUGUUAUCGAAGCGGAGUUUAUCGAGGUGUUCUUCACAAAGUGAUUCGUUAGAGGUUGAUUUAGAAGAUUCUGGAAGUUUAAUGAGUAGUCAGAAGAGGAAUAGAGUUGUCGCUUCGUUGUUGAGUCGGUAUCGGAGGAAAAGAGGAUUGGCUGUUACUGAUAUUACUGCUACAGAAUGGUGUGAAAAGAAGAUGGAGUAUACUCUUCUUUGUGGCAAACCCAAAAAGACCAAAGCUAUGGAAGCUGGUAGCAGUCGUCAUGAAGAACUUGAAGAAGAGGUGAUCAAAAGGGUAAGAGUUCGUGUUGACUCGGCUGAAGAUGUAUGGGCAUUAAAGUUCUUAAAUUUCAUAGUUGGUGCCAAUCAAUUGCUAUUUGACGGAUUGACACGUGAAUUGCCCUUAGUAGGUUUUGCUGAAGGUGUAUGGAUGGUUGGAGUUAUUGAUGAGAUACGAAUGCCAGAAAGACAAAGUGAUGCAUAUCCAAUGUUAGUUGACACAAAAACACGAGCGAAAGCUACCCUUCCUCCUGAACCGCAACGGAGGAACGGAAGGCUUCAGCUAAUGUGCUACAAGCAUUUGUGGGACAGCUUGGUGGCCGAUGACUUCCCCUCGCGGCAGUUCUUUGAGUUCUUCUCUCUGAAUCCUAAUCGCAUUUUAUCUGCAGAAAUCAGAGAACGUACUGCCAAGUGUGGUUUCGCUGCUGAGACUCUCACUGAUAUGUUGAGGUACUCUCGUAAUACUUGGUGCAUGCUUCCACCAGCACAUGAGCAACUAUUAUUGAGGUAUGAAUUUCAAGGAGAUCAAUCGUUGCUUGGUGAAGAUCGGUUUGAGUAUGAUCUUAACUGGGUAAAGGGUCAAAUAAAGUGUUCGUUAGAGGUAUGGCGAGGAGAAAGAGAAGCCAGUUACACCCCUGAAGACGAACGAUGGAAAUGCUGGUCUUGCAAGUUUGCUUCUGAAUGUCCAGCCAGCAAUUCUUGCUCUCCAAGAAGAAAGGACACUGAAGGCUAACUGGUACGUUUGGCAAAUCGCGUUGAACUGUUUGUCAAUAUAACUUAAAACUCUUUAACAAACUUGGCAUUACACGAACAAGCCAAACAGUAUCUAUUAGUAUAGCUGUAGGUACAUUCUGAACCUGAAAAUUCAUUGUAUGUAAAUAAAUUCAUUUUAUGUUGUAAUUGUCAUUGUUGAUAUUUGUAAUGUCAAAGCUAUUGACAUGAUCUCACACUGAACCAUAACAAAUGUAAUACUCAUUUUCUCGUCUCAUAGUUUAUCUCAGAAUAAUCACACCAAUAAAAUGUUGUUUUAUGCCUA